Hirundo rustica (Barn swallow) is the source of this 692-nucleotide messenger RNA. RefSeq names its product elongation factor 1 (gene ELOF1). Gene Ontology annotation, molecular function: RNA polymerase II complex binding. The transcript has 3 exons. Gene Ontology annotation, cellular component: transcription elongation factor complex. The record is from RefSeq and is a predicted model, not a curated record. NCBI's taxonomy places the organism in Eukaryota, Metazoa, Chordata, Aves, Passeriformes, Hirundinidae. Gene Ontology annotation, biological process: transcription elongation by RNA polymerase II. Bases 221 to 472 code for a protein of 83 amino acids.
ACUUCCGGGAACGCGGCGGGAGCGCGGCGUGAGGAACCGGGGAAAACCGGGGGCAACCGGGAGGGUCCCGGAGGGGUCCCGGCACGCCCCGGAGGGGUCGAGCCGCCCCCGGCACGUCCCGCAGCGGGUCGGGGCCGCUCCGAGGCGGCUCCCGGGGCCGAUCCCGGUGUCGUUGCCGUUCCCGAGGCCGUUCCCGGUUCUCGGUUCCGGUGCGGCCGCCAUGGGCCGCCGCAAGUCGAAGCGUAAGCCGCCGCCCAAGAAGAAGAUGACAGGGACGCUGGAGACGCAGUUCACGUGUCCCUUCUGUAACCACGAGAAAUCCUGCGACGUCAAGAUGGACCGCGCCCGCAACACCGGCGUGAUCUCGUGCACCGUGUGCCUGGAGGAGUUCCAGACCCCCAUCACCUACCUGUCGGAGCCCGUGGACGUUUACAGCGACUGGAUCGACGCCUGCGAGGCCGCCAACCAGUGACACCGGGCAGGGGACACUGCUGUCCCCAGGCCACCCCCGGGGGUGACACCACCCCCAGGGCCCGCUGACACCCCCAGGACCCGGUGUGGGGGUGACGUGUGCCCCCCCAGGAUGUGAGACUUGUCCUUGUCCCCAAGGGGACGUGGGGACAUUGGGACAGGUGUGACACGUUUUGGGAGAGCUGCCCCACAAUAAACCCCCCGAGCUGGUGUCGUUGGUC